AGGCCUAUCAUUCGUCGUCUAGAACGAAUCGAAGGAAGUUUGUUUUGUUUUCAUUUCUCUUCGAGUCUCAAGCAGAGAAUACCGAAAAUGCCGGAACAAAAGCCCCCGGAAUUCAAGUUUCCCAUGCACAACGUACACUUCAAGCAGACCCUGGGGAACAUAAAAGUGGCUUGCACUCUGGCCCUGAUAGCUCCCCUGCUCCUUUACACCUUGCACAACGUUCCCCGCAAAAGGAAGUACAAGAACUUCUACUCCAACUACGACCCGAUGGACGCAUUCGACCGCAUGAUGAGUGAGGGCUACCUGUCGUCCUGUCCUCCUGGAAGUGGUCCCAAAAAGGACGACAAGAAGGACAAAAAGAAGAAAUAGAUGACAGCCCCUGGAGCACUCCUUCCAACUACUUGACUCUAGAAACAGCCCUACACCAGAAAGGAAGUCGGACACAGAUAUGAAUUCUAAGAAAUUACACAUUGAUCAACCAAUUUUCAAAAUAAGAAGCUCUGAGUCUGAAGCAACCUAAUCGAACUCGAGAAAAGAUAUGAUAGCAAAGUGUAUCAAAUUAGCCAGCUUGCUUCUUGGCGAGACACUCAAUUCAAAUUCGAAAUUUCAAAGAAACAUCUUCGCCCAUCACAUGUUUUUUCGCGUGUUAUAUUGACAACAUUGAUAAAUUGGAGCAUUGCAAACUA
Messenger RNA from Drosophila eugracilis, 686 nucleotides. RefSeq lists its product as uncharacterized. Bases 88 to 369 code for a protein of 93 amino acids. The record is from RefSeq and is a predicted model, not a curated record. NCBI's taxonomy places the organism in Eukaryota, Metazoa, Arthropoda, Insecta, Diptera, Drosophilidae. The transcript is spliced from 2 exons.